AUGGAAUUGGUUGAAAAACAAGAUUUGAUGAUGGAGUGUCUCCAGGAAAAGUUGGACAUGAGCAACGAACAGAUUCGAUUACUUCGGGAUGCGGAAGAAAAGAGGCGUAGUUCUGAAAUCGAGACCUCUGCGAUAAUGACGGCCGCAGAGGAGAAAAUCGCUGCUGCUGUGGCUGCAGUAGAGUUACUACAGGCGCGAAACCAGAAGCUGGAAGAAGAACUUGAGGUGUUGAAAAGAAAAACUGAUGAAGAAAAACCAGUUGCUUCUGUGAUUCAGCUUCGUAACCGGGUUAAAGAGCUUGAAUUUGAUCUCAUUCGUGAGCAACGUAUGGCGAGUAAUUUUCAAAGUGAUGUUGAUUAUCAUAAGAGCAGAGUGGAGCAGCUUCAAAGCGAAUUGGACGCGUGCAAUAACAACAACGUGAGCGUUGCUUCAUCACUUUCUCUGAAAUUAGAGAACAGUGUGAAGGAGCUAGCUGAGUUGAGGAUUAAUUAUCAGUCUGCUCUGAACGAAAGAGAUCAUAUCGCUUCCGAGUUGGGAGGAGAAGUUGAUGUAUUGAGGCAAAGAUCAACCCAUCUGCAAGCGCACUGUGAGCGGCUUUCGUCUGAAAUGAUGAAGUUACGGAAGGAAUGCAAGGUGGCGGAGUGUCGUAUAGCAGCACUUGUAGAGGAGAAUGCUAUGCUGAGAGGAAAAAAUGCAAAGGGUUUUCCGGAGGACGAAGGAGAAGAGCAAGUACAACGGCUAUUGAAAGAUCAGAGCCAUUUGAUCUCUGCUCUCCGAGAAGAGGGUAAAAUACUGUUGGAUCAGCUAGAAUCCGAAAGGAAGGAGUACAGGACAAAAGUCAAAUCAUUCAAGAAGGAGAAACCUGCUCUGAACGAAAGAGAUCAUAUCGCUUCCGAGUUGGGAGGAGAAGUUGAUGUAUUGAGGCAAGGAUCCGCCCAUCUACAAGCGCACUGUGAACGGCUAUCGUCUGAAAUGAUGAAGUUACGGAAGGAAUGCAAGGUGGCGGAGUGUCGUAUAGCAGCACUUGUAGAGGAGAAUGCUAUGCUGAGAGGAAAAAAUGCAAAGGGUUUUCCGGAGGACGAAGGAGAAGAGCAAGUACAACGGCUAUUGAAAGAUCAGAGCCAUUUGAUCUCUGCUCUCCGAGAAGAGGGUAAAAUACUGUUGGAUCAGCUAGAAUCCGAAAGGAAGGAGUACAGGACAAAAGUCAAAUCAUUCAAGAAGGAGAAACGUGAACUGGAGGAACGGCUUCAAAAACUGCUGUCUGUUUGA
Ostertagia ostertagi is the source of this 1269-nucleotide messenger RNA. The record is from the annotation of a GenBank genome assembly. NCBI's taxonomy places the organism in Eukaryota, Metazoa, Nematoda, Chromadorea, Rhabditida, Trichostrongylidae.